Molecule: messenger RNA, 2893 nt
Organism: Lepidothrix coronata (blue-crowned manakin)
Lineage: Eukaryota; Metazoa; Chordata; Aves; Passeriformes; Pipridae
Gene: NEDD4L
Product: neural precursor cell expressed, developmentally down-regulated 4-like, E3 ubiquitin protein ligase
Exons: 27
Coding region: 72-2666 (864 amino acids)
Biological process (GO): regulation of dendrite morphogenesis; ubiquitin-dependent protein catabolic process
Molecular function (GO): ubiquitin protein ligase activity; sodium channel inhibitor activity; protein binding
Source: RefSeq, a predicted model, not a curated record
GAGGAGAAGGAGGAGGAGGAGGAGGAGGAGGAGGAAGAGGAGGCGGCCUCGGCGGGUCGAGGAGCGGCUCCAUGGCGACCGCGGCGGCGGAGCCGGUGUACGGGCUCUCGGAGGACGAGGAGGAGUCUCGCAUCCUCAGAGUGAAGGUGGUCUCGGGCAUCGACCUGGCCAAAAAAGACAUCUUUGGAGCCAGCGACCCCUACGUGAAGCUCUCCCUGUACGUGGCGGACGAGAACCGAGAACUCGCUCUCGUGCAGACGAAGACCAUCAAAAAGACGCUGAACCCCAAAUGGAACGAAGAAUUUUAUUUUAGAGUGAACCCGACCAACCAUCGGCUCCUGUUCGAGGUGUUCGAUGAGAACAGGCUGACCAGAGACGACUUCCUGGGCCAGGUGGAUGUGCCGCUCAGCCACCUCCCGACCGAAGACCCGACCAUGGAGAGGCCCUACACGUUUAAGGAUUUCCUCCUCAGGCCGAGAAGCCACAAGUCCCGCGUGAAGGGCUUCCUGAGGCUGAAGAUGGCUUACCUGCCCAAAAACGGGGGCCAGGAGGAGGAGAGCAGCGAGCAGAGGGACGACUCCGAGCACGGCUGGGACGUGGUGGAUUCCGGCGACGCCGCGUCGCAGCGGCAGGAGGAGCUGCCGCCCCCUCCGCUGCCCCCGGGGUGGGAGGAGAAGGUGGACAACCUGGGCCGCACCUACUACGUCAACCACAACAACAGGACCACCCAGUGGCACCGGCCCAGCCUCAUCGACGUGGGCUCGGACUCCGACAACAACAUCAGGCAGAUCAACCAGGAGGCCGCUCACCGGCGCUUCCGCUCGCGGCGGCACAUCAGCGAGGACCUGGAGCCGGAGCCCGCGGAGAGCGGGGACGUUCCCGAGCCUUGGGAGACCAUCUCCGAGGAGGCGAGCGCCGGCGGAGAUCCCUUGAGCUUGGCGCUGCCCCCCCCUCCCGCCUCCCCCGUGUCCCGGACCAGCCCUCAGGAGCUGUCGGAGGAGCUGAGCAGGAGACUCCAGGUCGCUCCCGAGUCCAACGGGGAGCAACUCGGCUCUUUGAUGCAAAGGGAACCUUCUUCGCGGCUGAGGUCGUGCAGCGUCACGGACGCGGUGGCCGAGCAGUCUCAGUUGUCCCUGCAGGGUGGUCCCUCUAGGAGAGCUCGUUCUUCAACUGUCACAGGUGGAGAGGAGCCAACGCCCUCCGUGGCCUACGUGCACACCACCCCCGGGCUGCCCUCGGGCUGGGAGGAGCGGAAGGACGCCAAGGGCAGGACCUACUACGUGAACCACAACAACCGCACCACGACGUGGACGCGGCCCAUCGUGCAGCUCGCCGAGGACGGGAUGGUGGCCCCGGGCACCAGCGGCAGCGGCAGCGGCAACCACCUGAGCGAGCCGCAGAUCCGGCGGCCCCGCAGCCUCAGCUCCCCCACCGUCACCCUGUCGGCCCCGCUGGAGGGCGUGAAGGACUCGCCGGUGCGCCGGGCGGUGAAGGACACCCUCUCCAACCCCCAGAGCCCGCAGCCGUCCCCCUACAACUCGCCCAAGCCCCAGCACAAGGGGGCCCAGAGCUUCCUGCCCCCGGGCUGGGAGAUGCGCAUCGCCCCGAACGGCCGCCCCUUCUUCAUCGACCACAACACCAAGACCACCACCUGGGAGGACCCGCGGCUGAAGUUUCCGGUGCAUCUGAGAUCCAAAGCGUCCCUGAACCCCAAUGACCUGGGCCCUCUUCCUCCCGGCUGGGAGGAAAGAAUCCACCUGGACGGCCGGACCUUCUACAUCGACCACAGAGGCCAGGUGUUGAUAUGUGGAGACAUUGACCCCAGAGACUUAGUGCCCUCCUACGGUACUGUACCCUCACUGGCAGCUUGCUUUGGUUGGCUCAUCAAGCUUUGUCCCCCCCCCCCGACUUGUGAAGCGUCGACGUUUCCUCUCUGUGGUUCCUCUCGUUCUCCCCCGUUUGCCAACCCUCGUUUCGUGAACUCUGCCCCCCAGGACAGCGAGUACUACAACUCCCUGAAGUGGAUCCUGGAGAACGACCCCACGGAGCUGGACCUCAUGUUCUGCAUAGAUGAGGAGAACUUCGGGCAGACAUAUCAAGUGGACCUGAAGCCCAACGGCUCUGAAAUCAUGGUGACCAACGAGAACAAGAGGGAGUACAUCGACCUGGUCAUCCAGUGGAGGUUUGUCAACAGAGUGCAGAAGCAAAUGAACGCCUUUCUGGAGGGGUUCACGGAGCUGCUCCCCAUCGAUCUGAUCAAAAUUUUCGACGAGAACGAGCUGGAGCUCCUGAUGUGUGGCCUCGGCGACGUCGACGUCAACGACUGGAGGCAACACACCAUCUACAAGAACGGCUACUGCCCCAACCACCCCGUCAUCCAGUGGUUCUGGAAGGCCGUCCUGCUGAUGGACGCCGAGAAGCGCAUCCGGCUCCUGCAGUUUGUCACCGGGACGUCUCGAGUGCCUAUGAACGGAUUUGCCGAACUUUACGGUUCAAACGGUCCUCAGCUGUUUACAAUAGAGCAGUGGGGGAGUCCCGACAAGCUGCCCCGCGCUCACACCUGCUUUAACCGCCUGGACUUGCCUCUCUACGACUCGUUCGAGGACCUGCGGGAGAAGCUCCUCAUGGCCGUGGAGAACGCCCAGGGCUUCGAAGGGGUGGAUUAGCCCGGCGCCCCGGGGCCCCUUCCGAGCACAUUCUGCUGCCCCCCUGGCCCUGCCCUGCCCGGGGGGGGGGAAAAAAAAACCCCCAGGGACUGUUCGGGGAGCGGCACCCGAGCCCCCCGGGUUGGGGACCGCGCCGCCGGAUCGCAUUUCAGCAGGACUUUACUCUAUUUAUGUCGUGCCUCUGCAAGGCAAAGCCCUCAAUAAAUAUUUUACAUCAUUUCUAACGG